AUGGCUGCCACUGUCUCAGGAUUUAAUCCUCGGACCCAACUCCUUCCUCACAUCGUCGAUCACUAUGCCACGGUCAAACCCGAGGCCAUCUACGCGGAGUAUCCGGUCUCGUCCAUGGGCUAUGAGGACGGCUAUCGACCGAUCACGUUCAAAGCCUUUGCAAAUGCCAUCAAUGGUACUGCCUGGUGGCUGGUGGAUAAGCUAGGACCCGGCAAUGGCGAAAUUCUGGCAUACGUAGGACCCAAUGAUCUUCGAUACCCGGCAUUGAUACUGGGCGCCAUCAAGGCAGGAUACCGCAUGUUUCUUACCUCCCCCCGGAACAGCGUCGCUGCUCAUAGCAGUCUGUUGAAACGGCUGAAUUGUACCAAGCUGGUCGCCCCGGUUCCUCGUCCGGCCUCAGUCACAGCCAUUCUGGAGGCACAGACGCUGGACGUGCUAGAUGUCCCCAGUGUGGAUGACUUGGUCAACAAGGAAUAUCCGCAUUUCGACUUCCACAAGUCAUAUCCAGAAGCCGCCGAGGAAUCUCUGGCUGUGAUCCACACGUCUGGCUCCACCGGUAUCCCCAAACCGAUCUUCUGGACUCAUGACACUGCCAGCAAGCACAUGCAUAUGACCGUCUUGGAUCCUCCCGAGGGCUUCGACAGUCAAGACAGCCGAUUGUUUGGCAAGAGAAUGUUUCUUGUUCCACCCCCAUUCCAUGCAGCUGGGCUGGCCUAUUCGCUGUUUAUCAGCAUUCCUGUCGGCACAACCAUUAUCUUUCCCGCAUCCGGGGGUCUUCCUACCGCUGCGGCACUUGUAGAGGCUAGGAAGAAGACCCAAAUUGAUGUUCUUUUGGGUGUACCGUCAAUCAUUCAAGAGCUUUCACAGAGCCCCGAACUCCUAGACUACUGCAGUAAGCACCUGAGCUGCUUGGCGUAUUGUGGCGGAGAUCUACCCCAGCUUAUUGGCGACACAGUAGCGUCCAAAAUCCGACUUAUGAGUAUGUAUGGCGCAACGGAAACAGGACUCAUCAACACGAUUCACUCGAAAACAAACCGUGAUCCGCUCAAGGACUGGAGAUAUAUCGAAAUUAAUCCCCGGAUGGGUGCCGAGCUACGCCAUGUUGCUGACAAUGAAUAUGAGCUUGUUAUGGUCCGCAAUCCGGAGUACAAAACAUACCAGUUCCCUUUUACCAUCUUUCCUGAUCGACAGGAAUAUCACACCAACGAUCUGUUUGUGCGGCAUCCUGAUCCUCAUAAGCCAGACCUCUGGCGCUGGAGCGCUCGUACCGACGAUGUGAUUGUUUUUCUUAACGGUGAAAAGACGAACCCGGUGUCGAUGGAACAACACAUUGCUGCAUCUAAUUUAGAAGUGACUGCCGUGUUAGUGGUUGGGGCGCGCCGCUUUCAAGCAUCCCUCCUAGUCGAGCUUGGAGAAAGACAUCUCGAUGCAACAGAUUGCGCCGCCAUGAUCGAGAAACUCUGGCCCAGCAUUGAAGAAGCCAAUGCUGUGUGCCCAGCCCAUGCGCGCAUCACCAAAACCCAUAUUCUGUUCACCAAGCCUGAUAAACCCAUGCUUCGCGCUGGAAAGGGAACCAUCCAGCGAGCGGGCACGCUGGCUCUGUAUGCAUCAGAGGUGGAUGCCUUGUAUGCUGAUGCAGAUGAGUUGCAGGGGAACAGUGAGCAGGCCGGUCCUGGCCAUGUGGACGAUCCCCAGAUUCUCUCGGAUUAUAUUCGGCAAACGAUGAUCAAUAUCACUGGGUGGGAUGAACUCACCAAUAGUGAGAAUUUCUUCCAUCUCGGACUGGAUUCUUUGCAGACUAUCACUGCCACUCGGACAUUCCGAAGAGGCCUUGACUUUGCGGAGUUCAGCCCCAACCUGAUCUAUCUGCAUCCUUCUGUGACGGAACUCACCGAGGCGGUGCUGCGCAUCCAACACCAUCAGGAGGCUUCUGCAGAGGCCUUGAAGCAGGCCCAGCUACAACAGCGGGAGCAUAUACUGCAGGAAAUGGUCAGAGAAAUAGCCACCAGGCCCAGUGGACACAUCAGUCUGGUGCCAGAGAGCCAUACAGUCAUCCUUACCGGCUCGACUGGCAACCUGGGCACAUACAUUCUCGACGCGUUGUUGAGAAGCCCAUCCAUUACCCACGUGCAUUGCCUGAAUCGCAAAGCCGACGCUAUUGACAUACAUCGUCAAAGGAGCGAAGCAUACUCAUUAAACCUCGAUCUAUCCCGCAUCAGCUUCUGGACGGCAGAUCUAUCCCAACCAGACUUGGGUUUACAACCCGACAUCUUCACAACCCUACAACAAACCACCACACUCAUCAUCCACAACGCCUGGGCCGUCAACUUCAAUCUCUCCCUCCCCUCCUUCAAACCCAACCUAGCCGGCGUCGUAAACCUAAUCAACUUCGCUCAAUCCCCCAAAUCCCCCCACCUAUUCUUUAUCUCCUCCAUCAGCUCCACAAUGGGCCAUCGCACCGACACCGGCCUGACACCAGAAACAGUCAUCCAAACCAACAUUCCAGCCCCCAACGGCUACGCAGAUAGCAAAUACCUCGCCGAGCUACUACUCGACCACGCUGCCCACCAGAGCCAUAUACAUACCUCAUUCGCCCGAGUCGGUCAAGUUGCCGGUGCAGUGCGCUCGCCUGGCCUAUGGAACAAAGCCGAAUGGUUCCCGAGCCUCGUCAUGAGCUCUCUCCACAUCGGUGCUCUACCUGAUACGUUCGGCCCGGCUCUGGAUCGCAUCGACUGGAUGCCGAUUGACCUGUUAGCUGAGGUGUUGGUGGAGUUGGCGCUGGAUGAGCAGAGUGUCCAUGGGGGAGUCAACGUGUAUCACCCGGUGAAUCUGCAUCCGUUGUCUUGGGAGGAUAUUCGUCCGGUGGUGGCGGAGGCGCUGUCCAAGGUGUCGGGGAAGAUGGUGGAAACUGUGCCGUUCCGGGAAUGGACAGUGUUGACGAGGAAUCCUGCGGCUAAGCUGCUGGAGUUUUUCGAGGGGGUUAUGGCUCAGACUGGACGGGAGAAUGUCCUGGAUACGGAGGGUACAGCGCGACUGAGCGAGAAGCUGCGGAUGGUGGAUGCGGUGCGGUCGGAGUGGGUUGAGAAGUGGGUGGGGGAGUGGGUUGAUUGA
Messenger RNA from Aspergillus sclerotioniger CBS 115572, 3111 nucleotides. Its product is annotated as NRPS-like enzyme. The coding region runs from base 1 to 3111 and encodes 1036 amino acids. NCBI's taxonomy places the organism in Eukaryota, Fungi, Ascomycota, Eurotiomycetes, Eurotiales, Aspergillaceae. The record is from RefSeq and is a predicted model, not a curated record. The transcript has 4 exons.